Molecule: messenger RNA, 585 nt
Organism: Caenorhabditis remanei
Lineage: Eukaryota; Metazoa; Nematoda; Chromadorea; Rhabditida; Rhabditidae
Exons: 4
Coding region: 1-585 (194 amino acids)
Source: RefSeq, a predicted model, not a curated record
AUGUCUGAAAUUCGCAUCUCUUUCGAUGUUCCCUCUUACCUUAUCGUUCACUACUACAUUACUGGAAUAUCUUCGCUUAUACUCAACUUAUUCGUAGUUUAUCUGAUUGUUUAUCAUAGUGGAAAACUUGAUUCCUACCGAUUUUAUUUGUUAGCGUUUCAGAUUUCAUGCACUUUAUCGGAUCUACAUAUUUCUAUAGUGGCUCAACCAAUUGGAUUCUUCCCGAUUCCCGCCGGCUAUGGUUAUGGAAUCGGACAUUAUUUCAUCUCAUCACACACAGGGUCCACAAUAUUCUCAUUUUUGUUGAGUGGACAAAUCGAAGUGCUCACGAUUUGUUUCUUCAGAAAACAUAAAGCAAUUACGAAUUUGGCAAAUCCGUUGGGAUCAUCAAGCGCUGUAUACUUAUGUAUUUAUGCAAUAAAUAUCCCGUAUUGCAUUUAUGUGCAUGCCAACUCACUCGAUCUUCAAUUCAAUUGUUGUCGUGUUGACCUAUCCAGAGUUUCGAAAGAAAUUAUAUUUUUGGAAAAGGAAGUCAAUGAAUACAACUUCGGCCAGGGUUUCGUGGCUUCGAAAUUCAAACAGUAA